CCGGGACAUGUUCAUUCACGUUCAAACACACACAUCCCACCACACCUGAAGUUACAAGAAGUCACACUUGGUUAUCUCUGCGAUUAAGUGGAUAUAACACUGGAGAAAGAUUUCACCUUGAUCACAAAAGUCAGCUUCACAUUGUGUGCAAAAGACCAUCAUGAUAAAAAGAAUCAUUUGUUCCUGUGGAGUUGGGACGCGCGUUUUCAACUGGUUUUCCAUCAUGUGGUUCACCCUGGCAAUUGCCACCACGGAUAUUUAUCUGAAGACGACCCCCAACAAGGUGGCCCGCUGUGGGGACAACGUAACGCUGACAUGUGAUGCCAGCUCUUACAUGUUGUUGGAUGUUAAAUCAUUUUCCUGGACCGGUCAAAACAAAACAUUAUGUGACACUAUGGUCAACAUGGACUCUGCCGUCGGGUGCCAGAAGGAAACUCACGGAUCCGUCCAUAAACUCACUCUGAGACUCUUCAACAUAAUGCCCAUCCACCAAGGAAAAUACGUCUGCAAAUUUCGCUCACAGGUCGGGGUAAACUACAGCAUCAGUUUUAUCAGCGUACAAGACUGCCUUGGAAGUCAAAACUAUUUUGUUAAUGAGUCCGUGGCAAGCUGCUGGUUCCACGGAGUUUACAGCCAGGGUGAAAUCCACUGGUUCAACGGAGAUAAGCGCUUACCUUCACUCAGCUCAAAGGAAGACUUUGACCAAUAUGGACGCUACAAUAUCUUAAGCUCAAUAAAAGCGCAAGACAGCACAGGAAACCAAAUUUACAACUGCUCGUUAUGGAUUACCCAGCUGAAGAAAUAUGUCUCGUUUCAACAGGUGGUCAUGGUCAAACAUUCACGAAAUUCAUCCGAGAGCAAAUUCAAACUACAGUGGCUCUGUAUGACGUUGCGUGUCGUAUUGGUGACACUUAUCCUGUCAUGAUACAAGCAAGUUUGAAUUUACCAAUGAGUGUUUUAUGGUCAGAUUUUUUUCAGAAUGUGUGUUUUGUAUAUAUACUGUAAAUACAUGUUUUUUUUUUUUUUGCAGAAGCCACCAUUUGCCACUGAAUGCUAAUUCCUUCAAAGUCACAGGAAGCAGUUUGAGUUUGUUUUUAAAAAAAUAUAUUUCUUUAAUGUUACUAAAGUUUGCAACAAAUACACAAAAACAAAACACCGGCCUUGAUUUUUCCACUGUCAAUGCAAUUUUCCCAGAAAUGAAAAUAAAAACUUGAAAAAUAUACAAAAAA
Molecule: messenger RNA, 1229 nt
Organism: Hippocampus zosterae (dwarf seahorse)
Lineage: Eukaryota; Metazoa; Chordata; Actinopteri; Syngnathiformes; Syngnathidae
Exons: 4
Coding region: 161-925 (254 amino acids)
Source: RefSeq, a predicted model, not a curated record